AUGCCCCGCGCUCGUAGAUCCAAUCGCUUAUCUGGUGCGCCGAAGAAAUACGUCGAGGAUCCUUUUGCUAGCGAGGAGUCGGAGUCAAACUCCGUAGAAGAGACGGGGGCCCUCUCACGAAACAAGGGCAAGCAGCCGGUGCAUCAAGAGUCCUCUGAUGAGGAGUUCCAAGCACCACCUGGGGAAAAUGAAGACGAAGAAGAAGAAGCAGAAGAAGGAGGAGAAGAAGAAGAAGACGGCGACGAGGAUGAUGAAGGCGUCGCACCCGAAAUUGAGGAUGAGGAAGAUGGGGACGGGCAGGGGGGAGGAGGAGGUCCUCUGCAGCGUCGUAAAAAGGCACUGACUUUCUCUCAACCGCGAUACAACAAAAAGCGCCACGCGGAUGGCACAAUUGCUCUUUCUGGGGAAGAGAUGCACUCGCGAGGUACCUGGAAUCCCACGGAGCAUGUGGCUAAGUCGGUGCAUCUCCAGGUUGUCUUUGGUAUUGAUGACAGAGACCUCCUGGCUAUUCUGUAUUCCAGGAGUCGGUGGCACCGGGGCCUUGACUCUGGGUUCCCAAGUCGCGCCUCCUUGAAUGAGGCGCAGAAACUACCAGACUAUACCUAUGGCGCGACGUUCGGUCUGGAGCCAGAGGACCUGAAGAGGGAAAGCACUCGUGGCUGGGACUGGUACUAUGGACAUGGAGCCGGGGAACGGUUUGGAAAACGACAGCGGAUUGAACGCAUCAAGGAAAAGGAGGCUCGUCAAAUUUACAUGCCUACGCCUAAGCAAGGGAAACAUACCGUCCUGGUUGGGCCCGCAAAUGAUCAAAGAGCAUACACCAUAGGACAGAACGAGUCCUUUGAUUUUGGGGAUGCAUGGACGGGUGCGUCCCAACAGAAGAACCAGAAAGAAACAGGCAAGGUGUCCGCCACGGACUCAUCGAAAUCAAAAGGACUGAAGAAGAAGAAACGACAAGGCUGGAUUAUCAAUGUCGGCAACCGCAUCCAGUGCAUGGCGUGGGCUCCGAAUCACAACGGGCUUAACCAGUAUCUGGCGAUUGUUGCUCCGAUCUCGAAGGAGCAAAAAGAGAUGUACCCUGAUCCGUUGAAGGACCACGCCGCCCCAGCAUUCAGGGCGUCAGCGCCGUACCCAUGUGCUCUGCAGCUUUGGGCUUUCAAGGCUGAGAAGGGCGAAUCUCUCACAAGGACUAUUGAUAUGGGCUUCAAGCCACGGUUACGUCUAGCUUUGUGCACCAAUUGGGGUGACUUGAGGCGGAUGGCUUGGUGCCCCAUGACCCGGGAACCGCGGGAUGAAGAUGAGGAAGAUACGCUCAGGAACGUCGGGCUUCUUGCCGGAGUAUGGGGUGAUGGCUAUGUUCGCGUUAUUGAUGUUAAAUCUAGCCGGGAUCCCAACGAAACUGAUUUUUAUAGAGUUGACUCUCCGGUAUUCGAAGCUAAGCCUCCAUCGACCGUGUGUACCUGCGUAGCAUGGCUGUCUCCAAGCGACAUUGCUGUUGGCUGUGCGAACGGGUUUAUAGCUGUUUGGAGCAUCGCGUCUGGCGUGGUGCAGGCCGUACCCCAGGCAUCUCAAAUUAACGCCCUCCCCUAUUUUUAUGAGCCAGUUCAUUCAACAUACGUCCUUAGUGUCUCCUCUGCGUAUCCAACCCACCCUCUUCUAGUGGGGAGCACAUCUAUGGACGGGGAAACACGGCUGUCAUCACUUCUCGAUUACCAGAAAGACACGGUGGAAACUACACGCAUGCGGGUUGGAUCGCCUCACCUAUCAUAUUCGCCCUGGUUACAGUCUUUCAUCUCUAGCGAUGAAAAUGACUUUGUAAGGCUGUUGACUGUGCGUCGGUUUUUCACGACAACAGCGGUUGCCAGGCUCCCCAGUACUGUUUCCACCCUGGCGUCGUGCAGCUCCUGGCAUCCGACUCUACUUCUCGGAUGCACUGGAGGAGCGGUGAUUGCAACGAAUCCCCUGCGAAGGCUUCUGCAUGCCAAGGAGAAGCAGUGGCAGCAAACUUGGUUCUCCCAUACCUGGACACGAGGGGAUGAUUCAAGCGGCUCGGGGACAAGUCGGUUCCACGACGGCUACCGGGCCGAGAGUAUUCGUCUUCUGCGCAACAUGAUUGGAGAUCGCAAACUGAUCAAUGGUACAAUGGUGAUUACUAUUUUUGAGGAAGAGACCCACGUCACGGCGCUGGCGUGGAAUCCCAAUCAGUCAUAUGCGGGAUGGGCUGGUGCUGGUGUGGGGUGCGGGUUGGUCCGAGUUGAGGACGUUGCGAUAUAA
Aspergillus ochraceoroseus IBT 24754 is the source of this 2274-nucleotide messenger RNA. Its product is annotated as transcription factor TFIIIC subunit TFC6. The record is from RefSeq and is a predicted model, not a curated record. Bases 1 to 2274 code for a protein of 757 amino acids. Gene Ontology annotation, biological process: transcription by RNA polymerase III. Gene Ontology annotation, cellular component: transcription factor TFIIIC complex. NCBI's taxonomy places the organism in Eukaryota, Fungi, Ascomycota, Eurotiomycetes, Eurotiales, Aspergillaceae. The transcript has 2 exons. Gene Ontology annotation, molecular function: protein binding.